AAGGACGUAACAAAGGAGGAAGCGUUACACUGCCUGAUGAGACUCCUGCCAGAUCUGGUCUCAGAGAUGUUGGGCUCAGUCAAAUACAAACUCAGCUGGCAGACUGCACUGGAGUCUCUCCAGGAUCCAUACAUAAACAGACACUUGCUUUACUGCAUAUUUGACCUUCUGCUGGAGUUCCUGGUUCCUGAAAUACCUGAGGAGGACUUUCAGAGAAGCCUGCUGCAGACCCUCUCCAAGAACCCAGAGAAGCUGCUGGUUUGAAGAUAUGGCCAACAGGAACACCUGCAGGCCCAGCUUUUAACCUUCUUCAUCUUGACUUCAGCCAUGAGAGUGUGAGUGUAUCCUGUGAGCCUGAAUACUGACUUAAUUUAAAGCCUUCGGUCUGACUAAUAUAGAGUUC
Messenger RNA from Sphaeramia orbicularis (orbiculate cardinalfish), 403 nucleotides. Its product is annotated as sorting nexin-19-like. The coding region runs from base 37 to 264 and encodes 75 amino acids. Gene Ontology annotation, molecular function: phosphatidylinositol binding. NCBI's taxonomy places the organism in Eukaryota, Metazoa, Chordata, Actinopteri, Kurtiformes, Apogonidae. Gene Ontology annotation, cellular component: intracellular membrane-bounded organelle. The transcript has 3 exons. The record is from RefSeq and is a predicted model, not a curated record.